GAUAUUGUCAAUCAACGCUUUCAGCGCUACGGGACAUUUGCGGUUCUUCCGGGUGAUCUUGUGCGUCGAAACCCAUUGGCUUCACCCCAUUCAAAAGAGUAUCAAAACGUUGUCUUUGCGUCAAAGAGUGGCAUCGACAAGGGUAAGUAUACCUUUUCGGACGUGGUGUUGCCUCUUCCUGGUGUGGGGAUACGGUUACCGGAGAAUCACACAACGGAUCUGUACAUCGUUACACUGCAACGCAUGGGCAUUUUGUUUAACCCAGAGAGCAAACAAUGGGACAUUUUUCGUCCCAGGCGUAGCUUUAAUGGUGAAAGCUCCGGUCAACGUGUGGCUGGGAUAUCAUCGCCGUACCAUCGUUUUUCGUCCUCCUUUGCGCUGAUGGAAGAAGAGUUGGGUAACAAUACAACCAUUGUCGAGCCUAUUGAUGGCCGAGACAAUGAGGCAGGGGAUGAUCCGGGUUUGUGGACAACAGGAGCAACCACACCAAUGGAUGCCAGUCAACUGAGGAAAGACCUGCGUCAAGGAGAGUUGCCUGGAAAUCCUUUGGGCGUUAGUGUCUUUGGCUUUUAUCGUCAUGUAUUAAUGAAUCCGUCACCAACGUUGCGCUGGCAGAUGCAAUUGGACCGCGCUAGUGAUCCGCAUCAGCGGUGGGCACUCGGAGUGCGACAAGCCUUUGCACAGCCCCAUAGAGACAUAUUGUCUGUGACGGAGAACAAUACUCACAAUAAUCACCACCAGAAACAACAACAGCAACAAUUGUUUAUUGGUCACAGUCUUUUGGGUGGAAGGAGUGGCUACGGGAAUGUCCGACGGCGGCGUGGUACACCUCCUGCACCGUAUUGGCUUUCCAAAAAGAAUGAGGCAUGUCUUGAUUUGUCUUUUGAGCUGCCAUCUAGUGUCUACCCAAGCAUGAUGUUGCGUGAGCUUACAAAGAGCGAUGUUAACAGUCCGGAAACCGUGGAUCUGGACGGGCCAUUGCUUGACAACAGAGCAAAGUCAUGGAACGAUCUUCGGGCAGAUCAGCAGGCAACGUAUAAGAAGCACUUGGCGAAGAAGCGACAGAAGUUAUUUGUAAGUAGACCACGUGCUAUAAAUGUGGCGUUGUUGCAUCAGCACAUUUUUCGUAGUGGUGGUAUGCGUCGUAGUCUCCUGCCAUCCAUGCGUGGCUACGAGAAUGUUUCCAAGUAA
Messenger RNA from Trypanosoma cruzi, 1191 nucleotides. RefSeq lists its product as uncharacterized. The record is from RefSeq and is a predicted model, not a curated record. Gene Ontology annotation, cellular component: nucleus. Gene Ontology annotation, biological process: pseudouridine synthesis. The transcript has a single exon. Gene Ontology annotation, molecular function: pseudouridine synthase activity; RNA binding. The annotation marks the transcript as partial. Lineage: Eukaryota; Euglenozoa; Kinetoplastea; Trypanosomatida; Trypanosomatidae.